AUGCAGGUGAAGACUCUCAAUCUUCAUGCUGUCAGGUUUCCCACACCAGCAUCAUCACAGCUCCUAGCAGAAGCACUGUGUUAUAUGCCAAACCUGUCUGACCUGACACUUGAAACGGAUUUCGAUGAGGAGCCUGAGGAGUUCUUAUCUUCAUUGAAAACACAUGCAUCAUCCAUACAGGGUUGUUUUCCUCAGAUAAGAAAGGGAAACUUCAGAUUAAAUGGAAUUGCUCAAGAUGACUUGAACUCAUUUCUUCAAACCCUCUCAAGCUCGGGUGACUCGGAUGACUUGAGUAUCUCGGACGGCUCAAAUGACUCGGAUGUCUUGAGUGUCUCGGACGGCUCAAAUGACUCGGAUGACUCGGAUGGCUUGGCUGACUUGGCCAACAUCAGUGUUACCACUGAUGUACACUCUCCAAGAAGGACAUCACCACCAUCAGACCACCCUCAACAGCAACCCAUGGGUGAUGUACGCUCUCCAAGAAGGACAUUUCCACCAUCAGACCACCCUCAACACCAACCCAUGGGUGAUGUGCACUCUUCAAGAAGGACAAUACCUUCAUCAGAUCACCCUCAACACCACCCUAUGGGGGAUGUACACUCUCCAAGAAGGACAUUACCACCAUCAGACCACCCUCAACACCACCCCAUGGGUGAUGUACACUCUUCAAGAAGGACAAUACCACCAUCAGACCACCCUCAACACCAACCGAUGGGUGAUGUACACUCUCCAAGAAGGACAUUACCACCAUCAGACCACCCUCAACACCACCCUAUGGAGGAUGUACACUCUUCAAGAAGGACAAUACCUUCAUCAGACCACCCUCAACAGCAUGUUGGCAAUACAUCAGAUGCUGUAUGUCAAUUCUCUCAGACACACAGAGAAGGUAGCAGCAGUCAGAGCAGGCCUUACAAGAGGCAAGCUCCUUCUACUCAGUCCAAAGUUCCACAGGAUGAUCCUGAAAUUCCAGAGAAGCAAUCGAAAGUAUGAAGUCUAGUUUCUAUGGUAUUGGUAGAGUAAGACAGUGUCCCAGUGGUAACACUUCAUCUUGACUUUGUGUAUGUAUGAUACAGGGCACCACACUAACUUUAAUUUUUGGAAAAGAGGUUCAGAUUUAACUUUUUAUAGUCUGUAUAUGCACGAGUCCUAAAAAAAAACUUCAAAAUUCGGGGAUCCGAACCUAGAGUGUUGGCGGUCCAUGUAUGUGUCCUGGCUAGCCUGUUAGUUUUGAGUCCUGGUCUAAUAGCAAGAAAUUUGUGGUAAAAAUGGGUAAUUUGGGGCAAUAUUUGCAAACAUUUGAAUAUUAUUGAAAAGGCCAUGUUCUUCUUUUUCACCUCGAUGAGUCCAGUCCACUAUCUGGUGUUAGUGUAUAUAUUUUACAAGAAAGAGAACAUGAUAUUGUCACAAUGUUCUAAUAGAUGUGAAAGGCCCAUGUAGAAAGUGAUGCAAAUAUUGGAUACGUUUUGUGAAUGUGUACUCAAGCCUAAAACAGAGUUGCAUCAAGAGCCCAUUGUGUACCUGUUUUAUGCAGAAAGGGGUCAUGUUGUGUGGCAAAUGUUUUUGAAAAUACUCAUAAUUGGGGUCCAUUUGGACUUGGCUAUGAUCAUGCAUUAUGCAUGUGGAUUGAACAUGACAAUACCAGGGACUAGUAGUUAUAAUAAUAAUAAUGAUGGCCUCUGAUAUAGUACAUACCCCCGUUGUGCCACGAUACUCCUGGCGCUGAAACAUUAUUACCCUGGUCCUAGGCGGCGGCCAAAUAUGUAGCGCUUUGGCAUAUCGGGAGCCCAUUAAUACCUGGGUGGAGAGUGGCAAAUGUGGAUUAAUGCCUUGCCAAGGAUGUUAGAGCUGGGUUAGCUGGGAUUUGAACCCUCAACCAUUGAGUCAAGUGAGUGAACCACUACACCAGCUCUUAAUGCUAUCAUGUCAACUAACCACUCAUAAUGGAGGAUGUAGUUACUUUAAUGCACAGUAUUUGUUUGAUAAUAAAUUAUGAUUAAAUAAAAUCUGAAAUUAUUUGUUUGAUUUAUCACCAGAAAUGACCCCAGCUAAAGAACUAUUGCUGUCUAAAUUUUCAACUUACCGCCCACAAUUGAAGAUUUAGUUACUUCACAACAUACAAGUGCUGUACGUUAGUUAAUGUCUGUCACACUCACCGCCCACAAUUGAAGAUUUGGUUUCUUCACAACAUACAAGUGCUGUACGUUAAUUAAUGUCUGUCAGACUCUCGACACACAAUAUCGUCAUAUAGAAUUAGUGUAGACUGUUUCUGUGUUUGCACUUUUUUCUGCUCUAAGUGAUCUUGCAUUUUUGAUCACAGCGCUCUUCCUGAAAGCAUUUGUUAAGUUGAGGCCCAUGUUAAAUAAAGCUGAAAUACAUAACAAAUGAGUCAAUCAUACAUUAGACAGCUUUAAUAUAAUGCAUGUAGAGAGUAUAUGUGUAUUGUAGACUUUAAUCAUUUUGCUUUAGGUAAUUUGCAUGCAAUGUAUGAAAUACCACCUAACUUUCACAAAGUGAGUUACGAGUUGAAGAAUGUAACAUUUCAAAAUGUCAUUGCACAAGUUCAAUGAAAAUAUAGUUAAGAAGAAAUAGUUACCAGGAAUGACCCAGAUGUUAAGAGCCAUAUUGCUCUAGUUAUCGUGUCAACGAACUUGAUAGAACUCGAUUUGAUAGUUAACAACUAGAUUUAUCUGGUAAGGGUGUAUAAAUAUCGGCCAGAGUUAUCAAUGUAACAGUUUGUUGGAUAUGUAUUAUUGUUUGUAAAUUUAUAACUACAUUCAGUUCUAGAUUUUAAACUCCAUCUGAGGAAAUAUUUUCCUGGAUUUUAUUUAAAACACUCCAGUGUGUAAAUGUAAAUAUGUGUUAUAAUGUUAAGAUACAUGUCUCUUUUGUCAAUGUAACAUGCCUGAGUUAUCAGUGUACUAUUUAAUUUGAAAUUGAUUAUUGUUUGUACAUGUUUAACUCAAUCACCAGUACUACUUUUCUUGACAUUACUCCAAUGUACAUGUAAAUAUGCUGCUAUAAUUGUACAAUACAUGUUUAUUCUAAUUGUAUCCAGUACUGGAUUGCGAUAAUUUGUAUGAUACAUAUGCCAGGCUUUGCUUCGCAUCAUUAUGAUUAUGAUUAUGCAAUGGUAUCAUACAUGUAUAUUUCGAACCUUUUUUUUUUGCCAUACAUACUGGCCUUGUAAAUAAGAGUUAUAUUCUAAUAAGUUUGCAUUCCUGAUUGGCUUAUAAAAUAGAAACGUAAGCAGUACUCUUAUGAGCAUUCCGUUACCUUGCCUUUUGAUCACCAUCCUCUUCUGAUUAAGUGAUGUCAUUUUUUUUAAUCCACUCUGAUUAUCAUAAUAGACAAUGGAAUCACUCAGAUCUGUGAGUUUAUUCUGAAUUAUGUCAUGCAAUAUGAUGUACUUAACCCAGGUCUUUCUAUGUAUAUUAGAUGGUCAUAAAUUACUGAAAUAAAGUUGCAGUGCCUUAGCUAUUUCAAUAUUUUGAUGUACAAAGGAGACACAAGAAUGUGUUGUAGUUUGAUGAUGGUGUAAUUGUAUCCUAUAUCUUAAAUGGAGUCACGUGACACUCAACAUUGUUCCUCAAUAGAUUGAAAGACCAAAUACACUGACAGUGGUUCAGCUUUAAUGCACAAACACGAUACUUUAAUAUUUUUUAUUUUAUUUUAAAGCUUCGUUUCCAUUACUAAUACAAGUAUGUGUACAUAAAUGUUAUGAGUUCAAUAUUAUCUUCAUUUUUCUCUGAUUUGUCUUAUGGUAUAUCAAAUUUAUUUGUAAUAUUAAAUUGAAAUCAAGAAUAUAAUUACUGUAAUUCGUUAAUUUACAUUACAAUUUACUGGUGCCAGUAAUAUUCUUUUUUAAUUGCUUCCAUUAAUUUUGUCAUUAAUUAUUAUCAUGAUUAUUAUUAUAAGUAUUUCUUUUUAUUAUUGUUAUCAUUGUUAUUGUUACUUUUAUAUUUUAAGUGUUAUCACUAUCGUCGUUAGUGAUAUUUGUAUUGAUCAAAAUUAAUUCGAUUUGAAUUGUAUACAGUACAGUGUUAAAUUGACAAAUUCAAACUGAUUGUAAACUUCUCCAAUACCCCAAUGUGGGUGACAUGAGAAUAAAUUGUCAUUGUCAUUCUAGUUCUCUUCGCGUACCCAUUUUUUGUAUUGUCUCAACUCAUUGCACGCGUCUUACACUAAGGUAAUUCUGUUUUUUUUUCUUUCUAGUUCAUAUACAUACAUGUUUACAAAGAUAUAUAUAUAUGUAUUGGUAAUCUAUGCAAAUAUGAUUACCUACCGUAAUGAAGAUGACAUCAUAUAUCAAGGAAAAAAAAUAAUCAAAAUACCUACUUCAGAUUAGAGCAUAUAAGAAUAAAAGAAAAGGGAAGGUAUGUAAGAAGAGAGAGAAGAAGAAGAAGAAGAAGAAGAAGAAGAAGAAGAAGAAGAAGAAGAAAGAGUAUUAAAAAGUAUAUUCAUCAUGAUCAUGUAUAUUAUAUUAAAUGUAUACUAAAACAGGGCCCUAUGAUUGUCAAUUAUAAGUUGUUCCUAUGUUCAUAUGUUGAAGCAAGAUUGUUAAUGUAAAUAUAAACAAUUAUCCUAUAUGGACACAAUAAAGAAAUGAAAUGAAAUUACCUCUGUCAUUUUUGUGGGAUGUGCGCAUCUUCGGGUAUACUUGUUGUGGUGCAUGCAUGGACCUACUACUCCAUAGGUCCAUGCUGUGGUCGAUGCAUCGUUGGGUAGUGCUUUCUGAGUGUAUUUUGUGAAUAGCUUUAUAUAUUCCAUAUAUUAUUUGUUGUUGUAUUCAUGAAUCAGUUAUCUUUGUCACAUCAUCUGAGGGGCCUUAACUUAACAAGUUGUGCUUCAACCAAAGUCUCCUCAUCUUUCUUUAUUCUACAUUGUACUGUUAUGAUUAUACUCUAUUAUAUUUUGUUACAUGUUAUUUCUGGAAGACAGAAAUAAACGUUAUACUUGACACCUGA
This is a messenger RNA of Strongylocentrotus purpuratus (purple sea urchin), 4964 nucleotides long. RefSeq names its product early nodulin-75-like. NCBI's taxonomy places the organism in Eukaryota, Metazoa, Echinodermata, Echinoidea, Camarodonta, Strongylocentrotidae. The record is from RefSeq and is a predicted model, not a curated record. The coding region runs from base 1 to 990 and encodes 329 amino acids. The transcript has 3 exons.